CUUCACCUGAACAUCUGUGUCGGGCGGCAUCUCACCCUCUUACCCUCGUGAAAGCGCGAUACGGCUCAAAGCCUCCUUCUCUCGGUCCCGCUGGUCCGUUGUGCGCUGUGGUAGGUGCCUGUUGUAUUGGCGCUCGCAGCUUCCCCCUUUUCGGUACCUAGGCUCGCUCGUGUUGCCCUCGCGGAACUCCCAGGCGACGAAGUGGCUGUUGGCCUUUUGCGCCACACCUUGUCGAUCAGAUACAUCCGUUCCUGGUAAUCUCGUGUUUAGAGAUGCUGCGAUAGCGAGCAUGCUGCAUAUCCUUGUGCUGGCGGCGGCGUUCGCGCUCGCUGCGGCUCAAGGCAUCGCCGAAUGGCAGAAGCCGCUGCCACAACCUCCAGGUGCAGCUAAUUGUGGCAGAGGUCGCAAAGCGAUCCACAUCGGCAGCAGUUUUACGUUUCAAAUGAAUGGCGAUUGGCGUUAUUACUUUACCGACUACUUCCCCUCGGAUUGGCAUUGCGACCGAGGUGAAGUCACCCAACUUCACCUCAAUGUCUUCGACGACAUCACCAACCGGAUUGCUCCCAUAAACAAAGACCCCUACUCCAAAGGACCACCAAAAGCGCCCAAGAACCAGCAAUCUUCCUUGAUGAUGACGCUCCCCCUCGACACCGAAGCCUCAGGACCGCUCGUCCUGGAGCCCGAGCCGGGGUGGAAGCUCUUCCAUCACAUGGAUACGAGCAUCGAUAUUGUAUGGACACCUACGAAACAGCCGGGCCGUCGCCUCAACGUUACUUCUAUCAAUGUAUCUAAGGGCGUUUCCGUUAGUGCAAGCACGGGACCCAUCAGUCUCGCGCUGCAUACCCCGUACAUCAGGCUUCCCCACGACGUCUACGAUUUCAUGGCCAAGUUCACACAACCUGAAGCCGUCGACAUGGGCCGCGGUAUGGACUCCGUAGACAUCGUCAGCUGCAACGCCACAUCCACCUUCCCAACCCUCAAUCUCGAUUUCGAAGGGGGCGCGCAGCAGAUUCUUGUCAAACCCGCGCAGUAUGUUCUCCGAGUCAGCCAAAGUCUAGGCGGGCCGUUCAAGGGGAAAUGCGUGCUCCUCGCCAAAAGAGGAGGAGAGCUGGAGAUUGGCUAUGCGGCGCUCAGAGGACGAUCUGUGUGGUUCGACUGGGCGAACGCAAGGACGGGCUUCCAGGCGUGAAGUGGAUGCCGGUGGCGUGGGAGGGAAGGGCAGGACGAUCUGGAGGCGCUGAGAUACCCAGCAGUGUUUAUAUGUAAUUCCUGAUGUUAAUUUCGUAAUGUAAUCUCUUGCAGUG
This is a messenger RNA of Paraphaeosphaeria sporulosa, 1304 nucleotides long. RefSeq lists its product as uncharacterized. The coding region runs from base 290 to 1189 and encodes 299 amino acids. The record is from RefSeq and is a predicted model, not a curated record. The transcript has 2 exons. Lineage: Eukaryota; Fungi; Ascomycota; Dothideomycetes; Pleosporales; Didymosphaeriaceae.